This is a messenger RNA of Parnassius apollo (apollo), 465 nucleotides long. Lineage: Eukaryota; Metazoa; Arthropoda; Insecta; Lepidoptera; Papilionidae. The record is from the annotation of a GenBank genome assembly.
AUGAAGAAAUCUGUUCCCCGGGGUAGUUAUGAAGAGCAAAUGACUAGCUUUGAAGGUGUUGAUUUGACAGCUGUAAGUUGGAAGGACAAUAAACCGGUCACUUUCCUAUCUUCAUAUGUUGGUGCAGAACCUGUUUCUCUAGUAGAAAGAUUUGAUAAAGUUAAUAAGACCAGGAUCAAGAUUACAUGCCCACGUGUAAUAAAAGAGUAUAAUGCCCAUAUGGGCGGGGUGGAUCUUCUGGAUAGCUUCAUUGGUAGGUAUCGUAUAUCAAUGAGAAGCCGUAAGUGGUACCUACGUAUAUUUUACCAUCUGUUGGAUAUGACAGUAAUAAAUUCCUGGCUUGUUUAUAAAGACUUGAAAGGUACUGAAGCAACUUCAUCAGUUCUGAAUUGGUGUCAAUAUAGACUGGAACUAGCUGAGGUUCUAGCUAAUAUAAAUACUGCAUCUGAACCCUGUAACAAAUGA